Messenger RNA from Dovyalis caffra, 753 nucleotides. Lineage: Eukaryota; Viridiplantae; Streptophyta; Magnoliopsida; Malpighiales; Salicaceae. The record is from the annotation of a GenBank genome assembly.
AUGAGACUGCAUCAUCAGGGUUGGUGCCCUGCUGUAUUGAAUUCUCUACAGAUUUGUAUGCCCAAGCACACAUAUGUGUAUACUUAUCCACAUUAUGAUGAUUUGAGUGCAAUGGGCUCUGACAUAAAGAAGGAGGAAAUGGAACAGCUUGUCAUACAGCUUAUACUCAACCGUGUUUUUAAAGAAGAAUUUCAGCAUACAGCCUAUUCUACAAAUGCUUAUGUGACAAUAGGUCCAUUGGCAAAGCAGGUACUGCAAGGAAAGAAGAUUGUUAAGCUUGAGAUCUCUAGCAAACAGAAGAAUAGGUACGGCAACAUGAAAUCAGCAAAACGCAACCUCACAUUUUCUGGAUUCGAGUUGAAGCUUGAUGAGUUGCGGAAGGAACUCUCUUCAAGUCAUGGUGGAAUAUUUCCCCAUUCUGUCUUGUCUAGGCAGCAGAUGAGUAUGAUCAGUUCCCAGAAACCAAAUUCGGCUCAAGAGGCAAGUUCUUGCCAUGUUUAUAUGUUACUGAGUAGCUACCCUUGGCAUGGAGCUGGUUGGAAUCAUAUUCCAUUGGAGAAGAUAAUUGGAAAGCUGAAGACAGAAAAGUAUGGGAGUAGAAUUCUUGAUGAGAUCAAGAAGUACACCCCCUCUGAGCCACCCGACAAUAGCACGUUGAAUCAGGAAGAAGGAAGUGAGAAUAGAGCUAGCAAGAGGCUGAAGACGAAUAAGGGUCUUGUCGUUAUUGAGAGCAGUGAUGAGGAAUCAUCAUAA